AUGUCUAGCUCUAUUCUCGAAUCGUUUUCUCUGAAAGACAAGACCGUGGUUAUCACGGGUGCUACAGGAGGAAUUGGACUUGAAAUUUCCAUAGCGCUGGCGGAGGCUGGUGCCAAUAUUAUUUCCAUUGAGAUACCCCAAGAUCCGUCAAGCCCAGAGUUACGUCGUGCCAUCGAGGCAACGGACCGUCAUAUCACUGUGUUUGAGUGCAAUCUCAAGGAUCACCAGUCCAUUCAGGACACCUUUGCUGCCAUCUGGGAGUCCGGUGUUGUUCCGGAUGUUUUGGUCAACUGCGCCGGCAUUACCAGACAUAUGCUGAUUGAGGAUACGCCUGUCCAAGACCUGGACGAUGUGAUGUCUAUUAACUUUCGAGGGACCUAUCUAUGUAUUCAAGAGUUUGGAAGAGAGCUGCUUCGCCUGAAGCGACCAGGGAAGAUUAUUAACUUUGCCUCUAUCGCCUCUUUCCUUGCCCAGACAAAUAUUUCGGCGUAUUGCAGUAGCAAGGCUGCUGUCCAGAAUCUGACGAGAGCUGUUAGCAACGAGUGGGCUGGCCGGGGUAUAACCUGUAAUGCCAUUUGUCCAGGCUUCAUUCAUACCAAGAUGUGCGAGGAUUUGUACACCGAUAAGGACUUUUCUGCCAGGAUCGUGGCGAGAACAUCCAUGGGCCGAUGGGGAGAGCCACAGGACUUGCGCGGUCUAGCUGUCUUCCUUGCGAGUCGUGCUAGUGAUUUCAUCACUGGGGAGAGCAUCUACAUUGACGGUGGCAUCAUGGGUCGGUAG
This is a messenger RNA of Aspergillus bombycis, 780 nucleotides long. RefSeq names its product SDR family NAD(P)-dependent oxidoreductase. The record is from RefSeq and is a predicted model, not a curated record. Gene Ontology annotation, molecular function: oxidoreductase activity, acting on the CH-OH group of donors, NAD or NADP as acceptor. The coding region runs from base 1 to 780 and encodes 259 amino acids. NCBI's taxonomy places the organism in Eukaryota, Fungi, Ascomycota, Eurotiomycetes, Eurotiales, Aspergillaceae. The transcript is spliced from 3 exons.